Molecule: messenger RNA, 1471 nt
Organism: Hymenoscyphus albidus
Lineage: Eukaryota; Fungi; Ascomycota; Leotiomycetes; Helotiales; Helotiaceae
Source: the annotation of a GenBank genome assembly
ACAGCUUCGAGUUCAUUGGACAUUCAGACUCAAGAAAUUAAGCGUGGCUUGAAUCUCGCUUCCACUCUGCUGGAGAACCUCUUGGCAUAGAGCGUAGUACAAAGCCCCCUCCAUCAAUGCCUCUUAGUCCCAAGAGCUGCCGCCUCGACCGACAACGGUAACACACAGUUUUUAUAGCCCCAUCCCAACGAACUGUACUGCUUGAUCGUUGGGAGCAACGAUUGAAGUGUUGGUGCAUCGUCUCAUUCUAUAAAGUCUUUGGCAUAUCUCCAUCGCCCAGAUUUUCCUAACCGACCGCCCUAUAUUAUCACUUCCAUUACUGCUACCAUUUUGGAUGGAUCUCAAAAGUCAUGUACAUUAUGAGUAACCCGAAAACGAUGCAUAUCGAGCUCCGGGUUCAACAAGCGUCCGAGGAUAGAAACCCUAUGGCCAUUUCAAGAAUGCUGAACCCCUCGAAGGAUGGAGAGUCAUCUCGUGAAGGCAGUUCAAGGGCAGUCUCAGAUUUGUUAAAUGGUCUGUCGAUAUUGCCCGCACCGAGAGCCCAGCAAUCAACUCUCAAUGAACGUGAUACAUAUUGGAGACAGCAUCGAAUUCCAUUGCGCGCCAUCAGCCCAAGAAGCCAAUACUCUAGUCGUCGAAGCUCGAGUUUCGAUUAUGGCCAUCGAAAUAAACGGUCACCAGUCCAUCGGUACACUCAAUUACGAUCCCCUCGACAAAGAAGCUACCAUUCAACAUCGCCGCCUGCUUCAUCGUCACAAAAUCACGCCCAAGAUCAUCAUCAUGCUGGUUCUCAGAGGCCUCCUCACUCCAACAAAGCCUACACGCAAGAGCAGGUAGACUGGAUGCGGUUCUUCCAUGACGAUCUUGGAAACGCUUGGAAAUCUCUUCCUGUCAAAUUUCAGGAAGAGUUCUCAACAGAAACGCGGGAUUCCGAUCAAUGUUUCUCAUCUCGAUACUACCGAGACAAUCAAGUUCCAGAGCAUAAUGACUGGGAGCCAAUUUUGGGCAGCGAUGGCAGACCAAGGCUGAUGCCUGCUAAGGUUCGACAAAGACAAACACCAGAGGGUCGAGCACUCGAUAUUCCUUACAAGCUUGUCGAAAAACAUCCAGAGCGAGCCCUCACCUACUCAUGGGUUGGACGCGGUCACAAAGAGGCUGCGAGAGAUAUCCUCCGAAUGGACGCGCUGUUGGAUCGAGGUGUCAUCGCUGAAUCGGACCAAAAGAGCAGUAAGUCAUAAAACAUAUUUCCGUAGAUGAGCCAUGUGUUAACGUACUCCAGAAAAAUGGCGUUGGCGAAAACUUAUUCGAAACCUUGAAGCAGCGAAUUUAUUGUAGAACAAAAAGUGGAGUACCAAAUUGAGGGCUUGUCAAUGGCGUAGGCUCCAGGGUUUGGCUUUCUGGUUGGGUUUGGCGUCAGGGUUGGAGUUGGAGUCAUCGUGUUUUAGUUUAUUGGAACGUUUGUAGUUGCAAU